Messenger RNA from Varroa destructor (honeybee mite), 1477 nucleotides. Its product is annotated as phytanoyl-CoA dioxygenase, peroxisomal-like. Gene Ontology annotation, biological process: fatty acid alpha-oxidation. Gene Ontology annotation, molecular function: phytanoyl-CoA dioxygenase activity. The record is from RefSeq and is a predicted model, not a curated record. NCBI's taxonomy places the organism in Eukaryota, Metazoa, Arthropoda, Arachnida, Mesostigmata, Varroidae.
UGCGUUCUUCCGUCAAAGGGCUAAGACAACUCGAGCUAGUGGAGUCGCCUGUCGAGAGUGAAAUAAAAUCAGUGCAGGAGGAAUGAGUGCGUCACUACGUAAUUGUCUGUGAGUGAAAACAUUGUUUGUACUUAUUGCUAUGCUUUUCGCAACUUGUGUGUCAAGCUGGCCCUCCGCUUUGUCAAAGACAAGCUCUGCUUGAGAGCGCCCACUUAACGUCAGGCACGCUGCGUUCUUGACCCUGUGAAGUGUAUCCUCGGUAUUUACGAGCAACUUACUUUUAUUACAGAUGUCAGCAAAUCGACUCGGUAUCAUCGUUGGUCACCUAAAAGGUACCAGCACGCUUCAGGUGUUCGAGGAUGAAGGCGUCCUCGAUGUCGCUGGUUCGGGCGAAACAGCGCCUGAGACCAAGUAUCGCUUUACGCUCGACAAAAACAACGGUCUCUUAUCAAGAGCGCAGAGAACACAGUAUGAGGCAAAUGGUUUCAUCAUUGUUAAAGGAAUAAUUUCGAAUGAAGAGUUGGACCAUUACGCGAAAAGAUUUGACGAUAUCGUCCGUCAACGAGUUCAUGUACCCGGCCUCGCCAAAGUGAAAGAUGUGUCUGUUAAAGAUCAAGAGUCGAGCACGUUUGUCGUCAAUAAGCUUCAGGACAUUUUUAUGGACGAUGAGCUUUUUGCAUAUUGCCGCCAUCCUAAACUUCUAGACUAUGUCGAGAACUUCACGGGACCAAAUAUAAUGGCUGUUAACUCGAUGCUUAUCAACAAACCUCCGGAUUCCGGGAGUUUGACAUCCCGCCAUCCGCUUCACCAGGACCUACAUUACUUCCCGUUCCGUCCGGCGGACCGCGUCGUUUGCGCCUGGACAGCGAUGGAAAGCAUGAAUCGUGACAAUGGUUGCCUUGUCGUUAUUCCUGGUUCGCACAAGGGAGCGUUGCUUGAACAUGAUUAUCCCGAUUGGGAAGGUGGAGUCAACAUAGCCUAUUACGGUGUCAAAGGCGCUUGUGAUGUCACGAGCCGUCGAGUCUUCCUGCAAAUGGACAAAGGCGAUACCGUGUUUUUCCAUCCGAUCCUGAUCCAUGGUUCAGGAGCUAAUCGUUCUCGCGGUUUUCGUAAAGCGAUCUCAUGCCACUACGCCGCUUCCGAGUGCGACUACAUCGAUGUCACCGGCACUACUCAGGUCAACAUUGCCAAGGAAACCAUGAAAAUGGCAAGAAUACGCGGGUUCCUGCUUGAGAACUUCGAGGAUGCCUACCGAUUCCGCUCACAACUCGUACGCGGGAAGCGACUCACUCUCUAAGACGUCCAUCAAUACGGCCGUCAACCGUUCCGGUAGAGGGAUGCGUGUACGCAGGUAGUUGAGUCGCCACGAGGUUCACGGCUUCUGCAGUUGAGGCCACCGAAACUUCACCGUCCGACGUCAGGCAAGGGCCAAUGGAUGUACUGUACAAUAACGUAAUAAAACACUGUGGUUAAUGCU